AACCAACGAAAGUUCUGCAAUAAAAAAACACACAAACGAUGAUUAGGUUUUUCCGUCGGCUUAUCUGUUUUGUUCGCGAUAGGCGACGGUACGCACUCAUAAUCACAAAUGAACGAUAUGAAGGUUGGUGAGCAAAUCGCUUGAUAAAGGUUUUCUUAUCCGUUGUCACUACUAAGUGUAUCCCAGUAUCAGUCUCACUUUGCCGACAGAUAGCGGAUGUUCGCGCGGAUUCCGCUUGCGGAAGUAUUGCUAUUGAGCAAUACUUAAGCUUCGAUCAGGAAAAAUACCGUUUCUGCAUGAACGGUUUCUCAGAAACCAGUAAAAAUUUGCUGCAAUAGGAAAAAAAUAACAACCGUACCGAUCUGAAUCUGUAUGGAUAAUAUUAUUAUAAUAUGUCAGUGAAAAAAAUAUUUAAUAAUGGGGAUACUAUAAAUACACAAUAAAGUACGUAUUUUUUAUCAGACAAGUGUAAAAAUAAAGAGUGAGAGAGUAAUUAAUCGGGUAAAAAGUUGUCUUUUGUUGUUUAAAAUCACAAACGCGCCCACAUCAUUUUUCUUUGAAGAUUUUCAACACGACGAAAUGGGUGCUACACCUUCAGCGCUAAGCGAUCACAGAAUUGUGAAGAUAAACUCUGCAAAUGAUCAAUUGGAAACGCAUUUUAUCAGUAAUCGAGUCAUAUCACAUAAGUAUACAAUAUGGAACUUUAUUCCAAAGAAUCUCUUCGAGCAAUUCCGGCGGAUAGCAAAUUUUUAUUUCCUGCUGACGACAAUAAUCGCGAUUGCAAUAGAAUCGCCUAUUUCGCCAGUAACCAGUGCUUUGCCUUUGUCAUUCGUCAUCCUGGUGACUGCGAUUAAACAAGGAUACGAAGAUUACCUACGAUAUAGAAUAGAUCAACGAGAUAAUUGGAGAUCUGUUAACGUUAUCCGCAACAAAUGCUCGCAGAAUAUAUAUUGCGAACAAAUAGUAGUAGGUGAUCUUGUAAAAGUCUCCCGAGACGAAGACGUACCUUGUGAUAUCGUUCUUCUUUAUAGCGAGACACCAGGAUGUUGUUAUGUCACGACAUCUAAUCUUGAUGGAGAAACAAAUUUAAAGACGUUACUUGUUCCGAAAGUGGUCUCAAAAAUUCCACUUUCAAAUAUAGUAGCCAUGGAAGCGACGAUCACAUGCCAGCAUCCUCUGGCUAAUCUUUACACCUUUCAUGGCAAACUCGAAAUUAAUAACGGUAACGAGACGGCCAGCGGACAUUUGACAAUAGAUAAUCUUUUGCUGCGCGGAUCAAGAGUGAAGGACACCGAGUAUGUGGUUGGCUGUGCGGUUUAUACCGGACAAGACACAAAGCUGUCACUGAAUUCAAAAGUAGUCUGCAAUAAAUUUUCAACUGCCGAGAAAUCUAUCAAUAAGUAUCUUGUUGUAUACAUAACGAUAUUAUUUAUUGAAGUGAUAAUAUCUCUGAUGAUGAAGCUAUACGUUGAAUCCUACGAAGAAUGGGACAGUUACUUGGGUGCACGACCUGAAAUCACCUUUUCUUCCAUAUUUACGGAUAUUCUGGGCUUUCUCAUCUUAUUCAAUUACAUCGUGCCAAUAUCAUUGUAUGUCACCGUUGAGCUGCAAAAGUUUCUCGGCUCUUUUUUCUUUUACUGGGAUUUGGACUUAUACGACGCGGCCAAUGAUCAGCCGGCAAUGGCCAACACAUCAGACUUGAACGAAGAGCUUGGUCAGAUUGAAUAUUUGUUUACUGACAAAACCGGCACGCUCACUGAAAAUCUGAUGGUGUUCAGACGCUGCUCGAUUGAUGGGAAUAUAUAUAUGGAAAAAGAUUGCGACGGAAAUCUUUAUCAACUGCCGCCGAGCGGAAACGAAGCGGAGGCUGUUAAACUGAUUUCAUGGCAGGCGGAGAUUUGGCACUUCAUGAUAAGCAUUUCACUGUGCCACGUAGUUCAAAUUGCGCCACCAAGCCAACGUCCCGUAAUCGUGGCCAAACGCAAAAGUUUUCGCGAGAGCUUCAGACUAAAGAAAAUCACUAGAGUCAACAGCUCAUUGAUGAUGGAUCCGGAUUUACCAGAAUAUCAGGCAGCAUCAGCAGACGAAAAGGCAUUAGUGGAAGCGAGCGCCAGAUGCGGCAUUGUUUUUCAAAAUACGAACGAGGAAAUGCAUGUCAAGAUCAAUGAAAAUCUGUUGGUUUUCAAGAAGCUGGAAAUACUGGAAUUCAGCUCGGAACGAAAGAGAAUGUCAGUGAUAGUGGAAGAUUCGGCGGGUGAUAUCUGGCUGUAUUGUAAGGGUGCGGAUUCAGCUAUUCUUCCACUGAUUGUCGAAGGAAAAGUUCAAGAAACUGCCGUUCACGUCGCCGAUUUCUCUAUGAGAGGUUUGCGAACGCUAGUGGUAGCAUACAAGAAGAUGAACAAAUCUGAAUACGAAAGACUAUUGCAAAACAUUGAACAGGCCAGGCAAAUAAUCGGCACAGAGCGAACGACAAAUAUGACGCGCGCGUACAAUCUUAUGGAAAGCGGACUCGUUUUACUCGGAGUAACCGCGGUGGAAGAUCGCCUACAGGACGAUGUGCAAGAAACCUUGGAAUCUUUACGAGUUGCUGGCAUCAAAAUAUGGGUGCUUACCGGAGAUAAAGCAGAAACUGCGGAAAAUAUCGCUUUUCUCUGCGGCCAUUUUAAAACAGGGACUGAGGUUUUAAGACUGAUGGAGGAGACUUCAGGGCACACCUGCUUCCUUAUUCUUACAACUUUUGAACGAAAAGUGAAAUUAGACCCAUACAAGCAGUAUGGGUUGAUAAUAGACGGUACGAGUAUGACAGCGACGUUACGAAAUUGCCCGGAAUUAUUUAAAUCCGUCGCAAUGGCUUGUGAAGCGGUUGUCUGUUGCAGGCUGACGCCCUUGCAAAAAAGCGAGAUUGUGAAUCUAAUAAAAAUGGCACGGAAUCGUCCGCACACCGCGGCUAUCGGCGACGGCGGUAACGACGUCUCUAUGAUACAAGAGGCGCACGUGGGGAUCGGAAUAUUGGGGAAAGAAGGUCGCCAGGCAUCGAUAUCCGCAGAUUUCGCGUUCACAAAAUUUAUGUACCUGAAGAAAGCGUUGCUGGUGCACGGACACUGGUAUUACCUGCGCAUCAGCAUCCUAAUGCAAUUUUUCUACAAAAAUAUAGUGUUCAUAACGCCACAAGUGUUGUUCGGAAUACAUAAUGGCUUUCGACGCAGGAACUUUAUGACGGUGUAUUUCUGAUGUGCUACAAUUUAUUAUUAACAUCGCUUCCAAUAUUGUUAUACGGAUUAUUGGAACAGGAUUACAACGCGACAAAACUUAUGCGAUAUCCAUAUUUAUAUAAGCUGAAUAAAAACAAUUAUUUAAUGUCGAAAAAACAACUUAUAGCGUGGAUGUUACUAGGUCUGUGCAUACAACGAGUUCGACAUUUUUCGACUAACAAUUAUAAAAAUUAUUUGUAUUAAAUAAAUAACCAAUUAAUAGUGGAAUUAGAAUUUGCAAGCCAAGCUUUUACAAAAUUAAUACAACGUACUGAUAAAAUAUACCCAAAUAAAUACUAACUUUGCCAUUA
This is a messenger RNA of Linepithema humile (Argentine ant), 3562 nucleotides long. Its product is annotated as phospholipid-transporting ATPase IF-like. The record is from RefSeq and is a predicted model, not a curated record. Gene Ontology annotation, molecular function: magnesium ion binding; ATPase-coupled intramembrane lipid carrier activity; ATP hydrolysis activity. NCBI's taxonomy places the organism in Eukaryota, Metazoa, Arthropoda, Insecta, Hymenoptera, Formicidae. Gene Ontology annotation, biological process: phospholipid translocation. Gene Ontology annotation, cellular component: endoplasmic reticulum; plasma membrane.